AUGAGCGCUGCGCUGGACGAGACCAUUUGCGCAUACUUUGUGAACAACUGCAAGGGACAAACAGAGAGCGAAAAGGCGGCACUGGUGCAGUACGAACAAGCGCUAACUGUAAUACGUGAAGUGCUGGCCGAUACGCAGCUGCGCGAGAUCAAACCCAGUCACUGUGCUCCACUUAUAGCAGGCGGCGGCUUGACCAAGAAAGAUGUAUUUGUGCUGGCGCAAUUCGAGGGCGAUCUGUUCGAGCAGCUGCAGGCGAGCAAGGCUCAAGUGCUGGGCCCGCCCUGCAUUGUGGAGUGUGUGCGCAAAUGUGAGCCCAUACCGCUGGGCAGCAGCGCUGUCUACAGCACAGCCAUGAGUGGUCUGCAGAUCUCCGCCAGUGGCAUUAAUUCACAAGAGAAGGAUGAGCUGAAGAAGCUCAUCAACUGGAUGGGCGGACAUUAUUUUCAAAACUUUGGACGCAACGUCACACAUUUGAUAUCCAAUACCAUCAAGUCCAACAAAUAUGAGCAUGCUACACUCAAUGGCGUGCCGGUCAUGCACGUGGACUGGGUGCAUCGUGUCUGGGAUUGCAGUCGCGCGGACGCCAGCACUUGCGCUGCGGACAAGCAGUUCGAUAAGUAUCGCUUGCCCACUUUCUUUAACGCUAAUAUCACUUGCAGUGGCCUGGAGUGUGAGCGCAAGGAUGCGAUCAUGCGGCUGGUGAAUGAGAACGGCGGCAUUUAUCAUCGCGCCUUUCGCUCCCAGCUGGUGGACAUUGUCAUCACCGAGCAGUCCAAGACGGAUACGGAAAAGUACAAAGCAGCGUUGCGCUUCAAGAAGGACAUACUGCUGCCGGAGUGGAUCUUCGAUAGUCAGGAGCGCGGCUAUGCGCUGCCCACCAAACAGUAUCUGGUGCGUCCGCGCAAGCAAGUCUCGACACCCACCAAGCCACAGCACAGGGAUGAGAAUCAGACGCUGGCGGACACUACACAGUUGACGGAUAUUUCACGCAUUAGCUUCAUUUCCGCCGGACGCCGCAUGGGCAGCGAUCUGAGCACGGUCAAUGAAACGCUGUCCAGCAACAGCGGCGGCGGCGGCGGCCAGCUGAUCAAGCAGGCCACCAGCCAGGCCAGUCAGCUGUAUCAGCAAACGCUGGCGGAGAUUUGUCCGCGUCGCGCUAAGCAGGCGGGCGCUUUUCUGGACGGCUGCUGCAUCUAUCUGAGCGGCUUUCGCGCUGCGGAGCGUGCCAAGCUCAACCAGGUGCUGAAUACAGGCGGCGCUAUACGUUUCGAUGAGCCACGCGAGGGUCUGACCCACAUCAUAGUGGGACAGCUGGCGGCGGAGGAGUACAAUCAAUGGCAGUGCGAGGGUUUGCUGGGCAGCGUGCAGCUGGUGCGUCUGGACUGGCUGCUGGAGUGCCUGAAUGCAGGACGCAUUGUCAGCGAGCUGCCACAUCGCUGGUCCAUGCCACAUGCAGCAGGCGCAGCGCCGGAUGCAGCCUCACCCGCCAGCAAGCGCACACUGCGCUCCAUGAAUCACAGCUUCAAGCAGCCGCUGGCGCCCAGGAAGCAGCUGUUUCAGCAGCAGCAGCCGGAGGAGCAGUGCACACUCGCGCCGGAACCAGAGCCCGAACCGGAGCUGCUCACACACUACUCACAGCCGCAGGAGCCGGCAACGCCGCUGCCCAUGGCCAGCUCCACGCAGCUUAUAAAGCCUCCAGCUGAAGCUGCAGCUGCAACAGCCUCUGGGACUUUGGCCGCCUUGGCAUAUCCGGAUCUCAGCGCCAGCACGCUGUCCAUAGACUUUGACAAGCUGGACUAUCUAACGGGCACUUCCGUUUAUGUGCACGAGGCGAGCUUCAGCAGCGAGCUGUACGAUCAGCUCAUCAGCGAAUGCAAAGCGGCUCAAGCGCUGCUGGUGCCACCAAGCUAUGCCGAUCCGGUGGACUAUGCCAUAGCCAGCUUUGAGCAGCUGCUGGAUCCCGCGACGCUGCCGCUGCAGGCGCGCCAUGUCGUCACCGAACUCUAUUUGGAGAGCUGCAUGAAGCAGAACAAGCUGCUGCUGCCGCCGGAGUACUAUCAUCUGCCUGUGCCGUAUAAUGCGCGGCGUCGUCCGCUGCAGGGCUUGACUAUAGUGGUGUCCAUCUAUGCCGGGCUGGAGCGCGAUUUUGUCAAUACGCUGGCGGAGCUGCUGGGCGCGCAGCUGAACAAAGUGUUUGUCAAGCGGGAGCGUCCAUUGCUCGUCUGCUCUAAUCCAGAGGGUUCCAAGUAUGAGGGCGCGCUCAAGUGGAACUUUCCUGUUGUGACAGCGCAUUGGCUGCUGGAGUGCGCCGAGCGUGGCGAGAAGCUGCCCUUUGUGGGUCAUUUGGUGGGCAGCAGCGCCAGCGAUUUUCCACAGUCGCCGGCGCAGCGUCAGAGCAGCAGACAGCGCGAGUCGGAGACGCCGCAGCCAACGCCCACGCCGGCGCCAGCAGCAGAGCCAGAACCAGUUGCUGCACCGGAGCUAACGCCGCUGCGUAAUCCACGCGUUGCAGAGCUGGUCACAGGACAGCCCAAGAGCAAACGUCGCAGCUCAUCCGGCUCUGGCUCAAGCACGCCGGAUUCGCCGCAUACGCCCGUGCAGCAGCGCUACAAUUUGAACUCGCCGCUGGCCGCAGGCGGCGCUUGCAACUUUGAGUUUCUGGAGCAAGUGGCGCAGCGGCUGGACACGAGCGCCGCCAGAAAUUGCGUUAGGCAGAUUAUUCACGAAAUGCGCGAGCAUCAGACGCCGGAGCUGGAGCGCUUCAGACGUCAGGCCUGCACGCCGGUGAAUCGACGCUCGGGCGCGCGUGCCGCUCCAGGCAUACCCAACUUUUGCCUUACUCCUGAGUUCCAGCAGCGCAUGGCGGAUGACUUUGAGCGUCGCUGGCGUCUGCCCAAGCAGCAGAUCAAACCGGAUACGCCAUUGGCUGUCAUCAGGCAGCGCGUCAUGCGCAUUACCUGCGAGACGCUGGGCAUAGACUACGAAGAGCAGGAGCAGCAGGAACUGCCGGAGCAGAAACAGUCGGAGGAGGAGGAGCAGGCGACACAGCGUCGCAGCAAGCGCAGCAAGCCGGAGCCAGCAUUGGGCAGACUUAUCUUUGAGACGGAAACGCAACCGGAGCUGGCAGCGCCCGCUUCACCGCUCGUGCUGGCUACACAAAGUCCGCGCCGCAGCAGCGCAGCUGGCGCAGCACAGGCGCCCGAUGAGCUGGCCAGCACCAUUAAUUUCGACAAAAUAAGCUUCGAGGAGACAACAGCAGGCGGCGGCGUAACAGCUGCUGCUGCUGAGGCUGCCAGCUCCAGCGACAAUUCGCUGGAGCUCAAACAGAUUACGGAUUAUUUGAAGAGCCGCGAAUCGCGACGCAGCAGCUUGAAGCGCGACCACGACGGUCAGGCCAAGACGGAGCUGCAGUAUGUGCAACCAUUUGAAAGCGAAGGCUUCGCCUUGGCCGCCAGCGAGGAUGUCGUUGGCUGGCGUGAUCCCGCCGAGGCGCGUCGUCAGUCCAGCAACAGCGGCGGCUCGCCCCGCAUGCGCUAUCCGGGCACACCCUGCUUCAGCAUCUCCAGCAGCGAGGAUGAGCCCAAGCGGCUGCAGCUGAUCGAGCGCAUCAACGCGCUGGGCGGCAAGGUGUGCCAGCAACUGGGCAACUAUGAUGCCAGCUGCACGCAUCUGCUCUGCGAGCGUCCCAAUCGCGGCGAGAAGAUGCUCGGCUGCAUUGCCGCCGGCAAGUGGGUGCUCAACAUUGAGUACAUCGAGGCUUGUCAUGCGCGUGGCGCGUUUCUGGACGAGAGCUUCUAUGAGUGGGGCAAUCCGCAGGCACUCAAUUUGCCCACGCUGUCGACGGAGGAGCAGCAAAUUGCCGCUGCUGCGCAUCGUUGGCGCCUGGACUUGAGCGCUAGUGGCGGCGGCGCCUUCAGCUCCCAACGCGUCAUUCUAAGCCUGCAGGAGCGCAGCCUGGCAGCCAUUGGCAAUGUGCUGCAAGCUGGCGGUGCCACCAUCCUGCAAGUGCAUUCACCCUAUAGCGCCGAUGCUGACGCCAGCAGCGCCACGCAUUGCUAUGUGGAUGUCAAGAAGUCGCCGCUGAAUCCCAAGGACUUUGCCUAUCUGCAGAAGCUGGGCGUGCGCAUCAUGUCGCAGAUGUGCAUCAAUAGUCUGCUAAUGUCCGGACGCGAUGCCAAUCUGGACAAAUACGUGCUGCGGCAAUAAUCCAGCCCCAGCGCCAUGUCAUUCAUUCAAUCAUCCAACAUUCAUCUUUUUGUUUUUUCUUUGUUUGGUUAUUCGACUCAAGUCUGAAAUUAUACAUAAUAAUAAUUU
This is a messenger RNA of Drosophila busckii, 4314 nucleotides long. It is a transcript of the gene mus101, whose product is annotated as DNA topoisomerase 2-binding protein 1-B. Gene Ontology annotation, biological process: mitotic DNA replication checkpoint signaling; mitotic G2 DNA damage checkpoint signaling; DNA replication initiation. The coding region runs from base 1 to 4206 and encodes 1401 amino acids. The transcript has a single exon. The record is from RefSeq and is a predicted model, not a curated record. Lineage: Eukaryota; Metazoa; Arthropoda; Insecta; Diptera; Drosophilidae.